Molecule: messenger RNA, 1281 nt
Organism: Aspergillus fischeri NRRL 181
Lineage: Eukaryota; Fungi; Ascomycota; Eurotiomycetes; Eurotiales; Aspergillaceae
Product: putative serine/threonine protein kinase ENV7
Exons: 3
Coding region: 1-1281 (426 amino acids)
Biological process (GO): protein phosphorylation; regulation of vacuole fusion, non-autophagic; vacuolar protein processing
Cellular component (GO): cytoplasm; Golgi apparatus
Molecular function (GO): ATP binding; protein serine/threonine kinase activity
Source: RefSeq, a predicted model, not a curated record
AUGGCUCAGUAUUUCUUCGAUCUGCUCUACAACUUUACAGAUUGCAUGUGCUGCUUUCCGAGCACGCCGCAGUUGAAAAUCAACAAUCGCAGCUUCAAAUUGUUACGGCUCCUUGGUGAAGGUGGAUUUUCCUACGUUUACCUUGUCCAAGAUAAGGCGACAUCAGAGCUCUUCGCCUUGAAGAAGAUCCGGUGUCCAUUCGGCCAAGAAUCUGUAUCACAAGCUUUGAAAGAGGUCGAAGCCUACAACCUAUUCACAUCACAACCGAACAUCAUCCAUUCGAUAGACCAUUGCGUAUCUACGGAGCCGGGCUCGAAGUUUCGUUCCGAUGGCGGCGAACCAGGAUCGAAAACCGUCUACAUCCUGCUUCCCUACUACCAACGCGGGAAUCUUCAAGAUGCGAUCAAUGCGAAUCUCGUGAACCAUACUCGUUUUCCCGAGAAGAGGCUAAUGGUGCUUAUGCUCGGUGUCGCCAACGCGCUUAAAGCCAUGCACCAGUAUCGGGUAAAGAGUGGCGCUGGGUCUACGCGCAGAGCCAAAGCGGUCAGACGCGAGGGCGAGGAGGCGGACGCACAAUUAUCAAUGCAAAUGGGCAAGCCGAAGCGUCGAGCAAGCCAGCGAGUAGACGAAGAAGAUUCAGAAAACGAGCCGUUGAUGGAUGACGAGGUUACUAUAAGCCAGGAGGGAGUUCAGGAGGGAGAAAUUCGCCCUUAUGCGCAUAGGGACAUCAAACCUGGCAAUAUCAUGAUCGACGAUGACGGUCAGACUCCGAUCCUAAUGGAUCUCGGCUCCCUAGCGCCCAGUCCCAUUGCUAUCACCUCCCGUUCACUAGCUCUGGCCGUCCAAGAUACUGCUGCCGAGCACAGUACCAUGCCGUACCGAGCGCCUGAGCUAUUCGACGUCAAGACCGGGUCAAUCAUUGACACCAAGGUCGAUAUCUGGUCCUUGGGAUGCACAUUGUACGCCUGCCUUGUAGGGAAAAGCCCCUUUGAGGCCCGAAGCGAGGAGACCGGCGGUAGCCUCAGUAUGUGUGUAUUGGGCGGGGACUGGCGGUUUCCGGAUGAGAAGCCCGGGGCCACCAAGGGUAAAGGCCGAGCUGGAGCUGAGGAUGCGGGUAAAGACAACACUGCAACCAUCAGCGAGCCAGUGAAAGAGGUAGUCCGGAAGUGUUUGCAGGUUGAGCCUGCUGACCGUCCUGACAUCGAUGAGCUCAUUCAGAUCAUAAAGGACGUGAUCAAGGAUCUUUCGGAUGACGAUGGCAUCGCUUCAGGAUCAGCCUAA